AGGACGGGAAGUCACCUGCAGAGGGGAAGAGUAGAAAGCUACCUGCGAGCAGUUCUUGCUUUUCUUGGCCGUCCAGGCUGAGGGUCUGCUCAGGAUGAAGGUGCUUCUGGCUCUUCUGCUGGCUGGCCUUGUGUGCGUGGAGCUAGCCCAGUCCUUGCGAUGCUACACCUGCAAAGAACCGACGGAUCUUUCUGCGUGCACCACAGUCAGCAACUGCUCUAAGAACGACACUGCAUGCAAGACAACUUUGCAUUCUGUAGACUCGGGUUACCCCUUUUUCAGGAACAUCACCGUCUCCAAAUCCUGCGCUGAAACGUGCAUGCAUUCCGACCCGGAUGGAAUUGGGGAGUCCCACCCCAUCUCGUGCUGUUACAGCGACCUGUGCAAUGCCGGGGGAGUGCCAGGGCUGAGAGCCAGUGCCGUGGUGAUCACAGCUGCCACUCUCUGGACCCUCCUGAGUGUCAUGCUGUAAUAUAGCAGGGUCUCAGAGAGAAAUCCUCCUGGCCACGCUGCCCAAUGCGUGGCACUGUUAGACGCUUGAGGAAGAUAUUUCUUCAGUUAACUGUGGCCUCUUCAAUCGAUGCCGGGAAUUUAAUGGACCUUUGGAGAUCAAACCCACCCAGCUUUGAAACCCUGGGCAGCGCUCUGCUCCCAGCUGCUAAUCAAGGGGACACGUUUCUUCAGCAUUGACUACAUCCUGCCGCUGCAGCCCUCCAGGGAUGGGGAUGUGGAAGAGACAUAGCCGUUCUGCAUAGCAGGAAGGGUCGGAUGACAGGGACUGUGUGGGGGUGGGCACUGUUCUGUACUGGGGGGAGGUGGAGGAGCAAGACAGAGCCAUGGCAGGCAGGUCAAAGAACUACAGAAACUCACCAGCCAAUCCAUCCAAGUAGGGCCAUGCAGGGCUGGUGUCAGGGGAAAAUGCAGGGUGCCCCCCAAUUCUCACCUAAAGCCUGUUUUCUUGUGCAGGGGAUCCAGCAUUUAACCCCAAUCAUGCCACAUUUGAUUUCUUCUUAGCAGCUCCCAAGCACUGCAGUCCCCCAUCUUUCUGUACGAUAAAUAGCUUAACAUAGUGAUUCCCUGUUCUGAAUGUAUCCGAUAAAGUGAGCUGCAGUUCACGAAAGCUUAUGCGCAAAUAAAUUUGUUAGUCUCUAAGGUGCCACAAGUCCUUCUUUUCUUGU
This is a messenger RNA of Caretta caretta (loggerhead turtle), 1178 nucleotides long. Its product is annotated as ly6/PLAUR domain-containing protein 2-like. NCBI's taxonomy places the organism in Eukaryota, Metazoa, Chordata, Testudines, Cheloniidae. The record is from RefSeq and is a predicted model, not a curated record. Gene Ontology annotation, cellular component: plasma membrane.